Messenger RNA from Vigna umbellata (rice bean), 1332 nucleotides. The record is from RefSeq and is a predicted model, not a curated record. NCBI's taxonomy places the organism in Eukaryota, Viridiplantae, Streptophyta, Magnoliopsida, Fabales, Fabaceae.
CUGUAAUGUCUAAUCUGUCAUGCUUUCCUGCGCACUUUGCCGUCUCCCCUGCCUCAACGUGGCCGACAUCGCUUACCAAGCUCUCACCUAAUCCGCUGCCGAAACCUAUUCUUCUCCACCGAUUCUUCCGGAGAUGCCCCUUCUGCGUCUGUGGAUUCCGAUUCAACCCCAAGGUGUUUCGGAAAACUUACUAGGAAUAGAUUCUAACCGCAAAGGCUUUGGGUAGCAAGGAAGGACCCUCCACUCAAUGAAUAGCGAAUACAAAACAACCAGUGACAUCAUUAAGACUUUGAAGGAAAAUGGGUUCGAGUAUACAUGGGGUAAUGUGACAGUGAAGCUGGCUGAAGCAUUUGGAUUCUGUUGGGGAGUUGAGAGGGCUGUUCAAAUUGCUUACGAGGCCAGAAAACAGUUUCCUACUGAGACAAUAUGGCUCACCAAUGAAAUCAUUCACAAUCCUACCGUUUCUAAGAGGCUAGAGGAUAUGAAAGUGCAGAAUCUUCCUCUGGAAGAAGGUUCUAAACAAUUUUUUUUGGUGGGGGAAAAAAAAACAUGUAUCGACAAUGGUGAUGUAUCAUAAUUGCCACUUUUGGAGGCAGCUGGAAAGAUGUUGACUUUGAGGUGAGAAAAAUUUUCGGAUGUUGAUACCCCUUGUCCAUGGGUUUGCAAGGUACUCUUUUUGUAUAUUGUUUGGAAUUCCGUUGAAAAGCACAAGCAAGGAGAUUAUACCUCUGUACUUCAUGGUAAAUACGCCCAUGAGUAAACUGUGGCAACUGCUUCUUUUGCUGGAAAAUAUAUUAUUGUGAAAUAAUGUCAGAGGUCUGCUGAAUAUGUUUGUGACUAUGUUCUUGGUGGUGAACUUAAUGGGUCCAGUUCAACCAAAGAAGCAUUGUUAAGUAGCUGUUUGUUAUCAUGUGAAUUAAUCUUGUUUUCUAAACCUGUAGUUUUCACUAUAUGCAUUGUUAUGAUUUAUUAUGUGGCACAAACAGAAAAAAUUAAAUUUGGUGUCUGUUUCCAAGGGGUUGAUCCAGACAAGAAACUAUUGGAGAGGACUAUGAUGCGCAAAUAUGAGUGUGGAGUAACGUCACGAGCACUCAUUCGGCGCUCAACACCAUUUUGUGAUGUCUACACAGGCCUACUGUGGGCUGUUGAAGAUGCACUCAUCAAGAUUUUUGAGUUGAAACGUAAAGAAGCUAUGCAACUUGUGUAGAGUAGGUCUGCAUACAUACAUUGUCAAUGUAUACAUGAAACGAGGGAUUUAUUUUAUAGGAGUUUUAUAGCCCUAUGUAUUGUUGGAUUUAUUAUCAAUAACAAAAGUUCAAGAGUUCUUAUAAA